Molecule: messenger RNA, 393 nt
Organism: Entamoeba invadens IP1
Lineage: Eukaryota; Evosea; Mastigamoebida; Endamoebidae
Exons: 1
Source: RefSeq, a predicted model, not a curated record
UGUGCAUUAAAUGGAGAAAGAAAAUGUGUUAAAUGUCGAGAGAAUAGUGGGUUUUAUUUAUUAAAUGGGAAUUGUGUUGCUUGUGAUUCAACUUGCAAGCCAAAUACAUGUGACUCGACAACGGAAUUUUGUUCACGAUGUUUGUUAAAUUACACAAUAACUUCUCCAAUAUCAAAAGUCUGUAUUAAGUCUUCUGAAUUUGAUUCAUGCUGUUCAAAAUGUGCAGUUGAUAAUGCAAGAAAAUGUGAAUUGUGUUCAAGUGGAAAAUAUCCAAAAGAAUCCGAAAACUACAAGUGUGGUUAUUGUGAUUGGUCAUGUGGUGGAAUGUGCAAUGGUUCUACAGGUGUAUAUACCAGUUGUUCGUUGAAUUUUCUUUUUUUCAACUACAAAUAA